This is a messenger RNA of Cinara cedri, 8482 nucleotides long. The record is from the annotation of a GenBank genome assembly. NCBI's taxonomy places the organism in Eukaryota, Metazoa, Arthropoda, Insecta, Hemiptera, Aphididae.
CACCAGUUAUGAUCACCGGCUAUGUAAUGCGAUUUUGUGAGUUCCGUUGCGAUUAACUUUUAUCUUUGUUAUUUUUUUCUGUACGCCAUUUCGUAAAAUUAUACAACCAAAUAGUAUUUUUUUCUUUUUUUUUUUAUACACGUCUUGUCCCGGGUCUCUUAAUUUUUAGGGAAUCGAUUAUUGUUCUUUUUUUUUUUGUUCAUAACAUCUCGUAGAGACGUUCCUGGCUGCAAAACUUUACUGGGCAUGCAGCACGUUCACACAAUUUACAAGGUAUUUACUAUAAAAUUUUAACAUAAUAGUUAAUUACUCGUACUAUUAUUGUAAUUGUUUAAAACACAAAUUAAAUAAAUGGUACAAUAUAUUAUUGUAAAAUUUGACGAUGGUAAUGGGAAAAAAUUCUUUGAAAAACCCUGCCUAAAAUAGAUUAAUGGCUAUGAUAAUAUAGAUAGUCAUUAUGACAUUGUAUUAUAGAUAUGAGUAUAGUGACAUUGAUUAAGUAUAUUAUUAUUGUAAAAUGUAUUAUAAUUGUUGGUGCUAUACUAGUAUGUACCUACAGAGUACAGAGGCCUAUAUAGGAUUUUCUUGAUGAAAAUAAUAUCAAAUAUUUGUUUUGGAUCUUAAUUUUUUCGCAAAACAAUAACUUUUUGAAGUCUGAUGGAGAUAAGGCACCUCAAAACUAAUAAUAGUUUUCCAAAAAUGUAUAAUGCUGUGAAUGCUCUUACUGGUUCAGUUCUUACCCCAGCAAAAAAUAGUCUUUUAUCUUAAAACAAAAUUGGGUAUUACUCCUGCAAACGUUUAAUUUCAGUUCAGGGGCGUAUUCAGCUCAUCUUCUAGCGGCAAAAUUCGAACUUUAAUCAUACUUAUAAGUUAUUAGUUAUAAAAGCAUAUGUAUAUGACAUAUGCUUGUAUAUAAACAGCAGUGUUAUAGAUUAUAAAUAGAUCGGCAGUUCAAAAAUGUUCGAUCAUUUCGCUUGCUUAAAAGUUUUUGCUGGGACAUCAUGUUUUUUAACCUGUUGUAACAUCAAAAAUAUUUCAGAAAGGAUAAGCAUAUUACAGCCAAAGGAGUUAUGUUUAGGUGUAAAACAAACAAGAUGGACAAAUUUAUGAAAAUAAUCAAAUAAUUAAUUUAAUUAACCCAAUAAAGUAUUAUAAACAGACUUCUGGAUCUUCAGAUAUGGGUAUGAUAUACUUAUCAUGACUCUAUAGUAGAAUAAGCUAAUAACACGGAUGACUAUAAUAAUAAACUAAUAAUAAACUAAUAAACUAAUGACUAUAACUUAGUUUGUAUGGUCGAAGGCGUAGACAAUCUUACAAUAUAAUAUAAUUAUUAUAUCCAACAGCUGAUGAUAUCCACAAUAUCUUUAAUCUCUUAUCAAAAUUUUGAUAACCAUUUCUUACAAAAAAAAUUAACUUUUUUUUUAAAUUUCUAUUAAAUAAUAAUAAUAAAAUACAUAUAUACAUGAAACAAAUUUAACAUUGCUCAGAGGGGGGCUAACGAUCGCCACUAUUGUCCCCUUGUAUACGCCCCUGCUUUAGUUACAGGCAUGCAAAGCAUUUAAUAAUAAUUAACAUAUAAGUACCUACUAAAUAAUACUGGUAUUCUAUUUCACUCUUUUUUAUUAAUUCAGAAAAUAAAUUAAGGUUUCCUGUUUUUUUUUUUUAUACAACAUAUUGAUAAAUUUAUCUGUUGUGUAAAUUAAUCCUCUCCACUGCUCUGUGGUAAGACAGAAAACUAAUGGUGAGUACAGGAGGGAGGGCAAUGAGGGUGAUUGCCCCUUCCCCGUUCGAAAAAAAAAAUUGUGUGUAACCAUAGUUUACAAUAGAUAUGAUAGUUGGUUUAAUUAUAGUAGAGGUUUAUAAAAUGUGUAUUUUAACUAAACAUUUUCAAAGAACGAUAGCCAUUAUUGAUUAUCACAUAUUGUUAAUCUAGUUUCUGAAUAUACCAUAGUACCUAAGUACUCGCCAACUUUCAUGUGGAUUGCGAUAGACAUAUGCCAAUAAUAACAUUUUGUUAUUAUUCUAGAUUUGUGAGCUGAUAAUAUAAUAUUAUAGAAUAUUGUGAUAAAGGUUUAAUAAAUAAAUUAAUACAUUUAAUACAUUUAAUAAAUGUUUACAACAAUGCAAUCAAUGUGAUUUUAGCUAGUUUUACAGUUAGUAUAGCUUCAGAAAUAGGAAGAGAGGAGUUUUUCCACUCAUAAAAGUUAUAAAAGUGUGCCAAUGAUGCAAAAUGUUACAAGAAAGACUCUUUAGAUUAGUGAUCAUUCGUCGUCACCGAAAUGAACAUGUUGGCAUAGAUGAAGUGAUAGAUAUUUUUUAAAAAAAUAAUUAAAAAAUGAUUUUAUAAUUUAAAAUAUUUUAUUCAUAAUAAUAUAUAUUAUACAAAUAUGGUAAUGUUUUUUAAAUUUAUAUUUCCUAAUUUUAAAUAAUUUCUUCUAUUAGAAUAAAUUAUUACUAUGUAAAACUACAAAUUAUUUGUAUAUAUUAAUGUAUUUAUGUAUUUUUUUUAUCUUUGUAUUCAUUUAGUUCGUUUAAUUUAACUUCAUUUAAUUUUGGAUUCCGAGUGUAGAAAGUGAUUAUUGGUUUUGCAAUGCUGUUUAUUUCUUUUUUUUUCUUUGUUCUGUUGUGGACACGUUUUUUCCUAAUAAACUUGCUCCGAUUUUUACUUGUAACAACUUGUCUAAAAGCUCAAGCUGUCUAUAUGGUACUUUAAAAAGGUAAUUUUUUGAUUUUUGACGCCAUUUUUGAAAUAAAUGCAUUUAAGUAAGAAAAAACAUAAUUUAUAAUUAUAUUAUAAUUAUAAUAGAAACACGUAUAAUUUCACAAUUCCAUGAUUUUAUAAAAACACGAACGACGUUUUCUACCAGAAAAAAUGAUUUAAUCGUAAAAUCACAAGACACCUUUUUUGUUGCCUUUUUGAUUUACUUUCUUACGGUAUCAUCGCUAAAAUUUUUGAGCUUUUAAGAAAUAUAAAUUUUUGGAAGUUUUUUUGCUGUAAUUCGGUUAUAAAUACACGUAGAGACUUGAAGCUUGGUAAUAAUACAUAUAUUGGACUUACCUAGACGUGGUAAAAUUUUCAAAAUCAUCAGACUUUUUUUCAAUAAGCAUUUUAAAAUCAAAUUUAAACAAAAAUCGCAAAAAUUAUGUAUUACUGAACAGCACUCGGAAUCGUCUUUCGUCAAGCAAUGGUUUAUCAUCACUUAAAGAUAUAAAUGAAAUAACAUAAUGUAUCUUACUUUCCCAACUUCUCACCUACAACAGUGGCCGCUCCCGUUCCCAGAAUCAGCCAUUUUUUAUUUUACUUUUUAGAUGUUUUUUUAUACAUUUCUACAAAAACUACUGGCAAAAUAUAAUUAUAUUUACAUAUUUUAUAAUAGAUAUUUAUGUUAAGUGUUUACGACUUACUACGGGCUUUAGCGGUUUUGGAAACGGUUUUGCGAGAAAUUCUUCGUAGCAAUAAUAAUAACCCUUAAAAUCAUUCGAGACAGCUAAAGUCGAUUCACGACUAUUCCUCCGUAUAAUCGUUCGUUAUUAAACAAUUUGGACAUAACCAUUUUAUGUAAUCAAAUACCCGGAAAAAAGUAUGAUUACCUACUCAUAUUUUUUUAUAUGUGAUUGUGUGUACAUAGUGAUUCUUUUUUUUUUUUUUAUAAGAAUUUCAAAAUCAAAUUUUAACGACAAUUGUAAAUUUUAUGGACUUUCAAAACAUACAUGUAUAACUGAACUUCGCUUCGAAUCGUUUUUCGUUACUAAUGGUUUAAUCUUAAUCCAGUAUGCUUCAUGGCAGUUCGAGGGUUAUAGUCCCAUUCGAAUUCAUUAAGUCUUUGAACCUAACAAAAGUAUUAUGUAAACAUUUCAGGUCUUUACGAUUAUUUUUAACCAAAUUACAACAAAAAACUAAUACCAAAAAUAAUAGUAUUGCCAUAAACUUUCCUCGUUUUCCCAGUUUUCCCUAAUUGUUAUGAAAACUAUAAGGAAAGUCCAAAACCUUCUUAUGCACUAACUAAUACCAAAAUGCUACAAAAAUGAAUAUAACUUAUUUGGGAAUCAUUGUUUUUUAAAUUUUUUUUUCGGAAAUAUACCUUUCGAAACAUUGCGGUCUGUGUUAUUACUUUCCAGAAGUGUAUAUUUCGGAUUAUUUUCGGAUAUUCUGGACCCUUUCAGAUUCCGGAAUUUUUACGUUCUGGACAAUUACUUUCCGGAUAAUUACGAGUUACCUAAACACAUAUGAGACAUAUUUUAAAAAGUAAAGUGUUUUAUUGUAUUAUUUUAAAUUAUAAAGUCAAAUGGUUUUCUCUAAAUUAAAAUAUAACAUAAGUUCUAACAAUAUAUGCAUGAAAAUCAGCAUUGGUAUUACACUUUAAAUUUUUAAACUAAUGUCCUAACUCCUUAUACCUUUUUUUUUUUUUGUAGCUGAGAACAUAUUUUAACCAUUGUUAGUGAUAAACUGAAAUUGAACACAGAAAUGUCUAAUCAAAUUUGUCCAUUUACAUUAUCACAGUUGGAUGACAAUUCAGUAACUGUUAUAAAUAAAAAUGUAAGUUAAUGCAGGGGGGAAGAAUAUUGUAUUAUUUUCUAAAAUUCUCAAGUUUACAUUUGCAGCUACUUCUGUCUGAGUUUAAUAUUUAUAUUUUAUUUUUUUAGAUUAAUAAGAAAAGAAAGAAACUUAGUUUAACAAAUGAACUUUUAGGGGGUGUUAUGCAGUUUAAAAAUAUGAUACUUUCACAGAAGAAAAAUCACAAAAUCAAGUAAAAAUUUGAUACAUUCCUGAUUUUUUUUAAAAUUAUUUUAGUUUUGUAGUUAUUCAAAUAUUUCUGAUACAAUGGUAUUUAAAUUGUACAUCUAAAAAUAUAGAAACAUCAUAAAUUUAGUUAUAUUUUUUUUUUUUAACAAGGAAACAUACUAAUUUGAAGUUCAAAUUUUGACAAUCAUAAAAAUUACAAAUAUUUUAAAAUUAAAUAAUAAUUAAAUUAUUUACUUAUUUUGUAUAUUUAACAAUUAAUUUCUCAGUUUAAAUUCGAAUAUAUUCAAUUGCAUUCUACUAAGAAUCAGUUUUUGUUUAUAAUGUUUAUCUGCAAAGAUUCACUAUUUAUCUUUUUCUAUUUUAUGUAUUUUUAAUAUAUUUACUUACUUAGAAUGUUAAUUAUCUAAACAUUUUUAAUUCAAUAAAUAAAUAAUGAUAAUAAUAAUAAUAAUUUUAACAAUUUUUUCUUCAAAAACAUUUUCUUAGUUCCUAAUACCAAAUUUUCUUUUUGUUUAAUUAAUUGAUAAUAUUUAGGUAUUAGGAAAGUAUGCUUACAAAAUCAAAUAUUUUUUUUUUAGUUUUCUUGAUCCUAUCAAAUGCGAAAACAGUAAAUUGGAUUGUAACCAAACCAAAGAUAUAAAAGGUUUGUUACAUGUUAGUAUAAACGUAUUACAAAAUAUCAUUGUUCAUGAUCGGUCAAAUCGACAAGAAUACAUCAUAAAUUUAACUAAAUAUUUAAAUGAACUUAAUCAUCUUGACCAUGCCAAGGAAGCUCACAUUAAAAAUCUAGAAUCAUUCCUAUCUGAAGAAGAACGUGUCAUUGAAUCAUUGCGAACAGACAUUGAAAUCGUGAAUAGUAUAUAUGAGACUCAGAAACAAUAUUUUUACAAAUUCUAUUUAGAAGAGUUUGGACCUUCUGUCUUAUUGGAAACUAUAGGGAAGUUUAAAUCGCUUUGUGAUAAGUCAUUAGAAAUUGUGUUACAGAAUGUUGAAAGUGAAGAUACAAUUAAAAUGGUGGUGGAAACAUUGUGUUUCAAUAUUCACUCAUUGACGGCAGAAAUUGAACUGUUAGAUAUUUUGGAUUGUGCUGGACAAUCCAAAACGGAAAUCAUCACCACAGUAACACGGCAGUUAGAAGAUAUUUGUGUCGAAAAAUCAGCUCGUAUGAGUCUUGAUGAACUAGUAACCAUUUCCAAUUACUUGGAAACCGAUUGCGCUCAGACCAAUAACAAUUUUUUAGAACUGUGGUACACAAUUAAGUCAAUGUAUGAGAAUAAUCUCAUAUUGGAAAACACUGCUGAUGUAUUAGACAAUCAGAUGGAAACACUGCAAAUGAAUUUGUCAGAUGUGACCACCGAGUACAUGGCAUUAAGUGCAAGUAAAUCUGAAAAAAAAUGCAAAUCUGUUGUUUUGGAUGAUUUUUGUGUAGUAACUGAAGAAAUUACAGCGCAACAAAUAAGAAAUUUAGAAUUCAGUCGAAUACUUGCAGCUGAUGAUAGACAAAUGUCCAAGGAAUUGACCAAAAUCGAACAGUUAAGAGCUAAAAUUUCCAGGUAUAAAUUAUAUAUUUUAUUACUACUUGUAUUGAACCUAGGUAGGUAUCUUAGUUAGAUCAUAAAUAAAUUACAAUACAUAUAAAAUGUAUCCCACUAUAAUUUUUCUAGGGCUGUUAAUAUUAAAUUUGUUUGAUUUUUUUUCAAUUAUUUUAAUUUUUAGAAAAUAGACAUAAAAACAAUAAAUAUUCAAUAAAAUAAGGUAAAAUGCGAUAAGGAAUCGCAAUCAGCACAGUAAUUUACCUUCUUCUGUUGAAUAUUUAUUGUUUUCACGCCUAUUUUCUAGAAAUUAAACCGGCUAUAAUUAAGAAGUUAUUAAUCAGAUAUGAAUGUAUGGUAGAUUAAAAUUUUAAGAAUAAUAUUUUUACAAAAUGGCUAUUUUGAAAAUUUUCUAAGUGAAUAAGUAAAAAGUUAUUUUUUCUUUAUUAUUAAUAUACUAAUGAUGACGACACACAAAAGUCUUCAUUAGCAUACUAACAAUAACUCAAACCUGUAAAGUAAAUUAAAUUAAUUUUAUUUAACUUUUAUGUUAUUUAUUAAAUGUUUUGAUACUUAAAUCAACAAAUCAUAUUUAUUUAUUCAUAAUAUAUUAAAUAUGUUCAUAGGUAAUUAAGAUGACAUUAUACCCCCAUCUAAUGUUUCAGUCCAACUAACAUGCAAAUAGUUUCAUUAAAUAUAUUAGAUUUUUAUUUAAUAUCGAGCUAUUAGUAUAUUUUACUAUUAGGUAAAUUGUUUAGCUUCAAAAUAGUAAUUGUAUUCUAAGGAUUUAAAUUGAAUAAAAAAAAUACUAUAAAUUGAAUAUGUUCAAUGAAACUAUUUGCAUGUUACCCAGUAGUUGAGACAGUAGAUGCGGAUAAUGUCCUCUUAAAACAAAGUGAUUCAUAACUAAUUUAUUUUACAGAAAGAAAAAUAAAAAGCAGAAACUUUUGAUAGAAAGAGAUAGUAUCAAAAGUCAAUUGGAAAUGUAUAAAAGUCAGUAUGAAGACUUAGAAAUUAGAAAAAAUGUUCUGGCUGAUGAUUUGAUUAAUGUGAAACGAUCACCUGGUAAACUAAUGGAUCAAUCUGAGUUACAAGGUGUUGGGCAAAGAGUGAAACAUUUAAAACAACUCAAAGUUCAAUACAACAAAUUGACUAAUGUAAAAUAUUAAAUUAUACCUAUAUUUAAUAUCUAAUUAAUUAUAACAUAGCAAAUGACAAGCAUCCUUAGAUGUUCAAUAUUAUAAUAAAUUAAAAUGUUUAUUAUAAGUAAUUUGUUGAGAUUAGAUUAAUUGCCUCGAGAUUUUAUACACAAUUUUAAUUUAUGUAGAACAAUGUAAACACACUUUAUAGUUAAUUUAUUUUAUAAAAGUACCUGCUCAGUGUUUAAACAUUAAUAAUACUUUUAUCAUAUUUUGUAAUUCUGCUAAUUUUACCUAAUAUAUUUUGAAAUUAUAUAAAUUAAUAUUAUAAUAAUCUAUUAUUUAUUAUUUGGUUCUCAAACAAUUUAAAUUUUAUUUAUACAGUAGAAGCCACUUAUCAGGAACAUUUUGGGGCCGAGGUGAAACGUGUCAAUUAACCAAUUGUUUCUAAUAAACGAUUGGUUUUAAUAUAUAAUUGUUUCAAUAACACGAUUAUAUUAAUUAUCCAUGUUUCUAAUAAGUGACUUCUAUUGUAUAUCAAUUUUUAAACCUUUCAAUUAAAUAAUGAUUACCUAUUCAUUCAUUUAAACAAUACCUAGUGGAUAUUGUGGUGGAUUGUAUUAUUAAUGUGUUAAUGUGAUUUUUCAGAAAAGAGAUGCACUAAAACUGAAACUUCAAAAAUAUCAACAGGUGGUGAAGCCUCCAAAUCGGACAAACCAAAUUUUUAAAAAUGUAUAGUCUUAUAUCACACUGUUUUCUUAAUUACCUACUGUAGUCAUUUUUAAAAUAUUAUUUAAUGUCUAGAUAUUUAAUAGUUUUCUGUAUAGAGAGACACCUAAAUAUCUUUAAAUUUAAUUCAAAUUAUUGCAUUUUAACAUUUAUUUUUUUAGAAUAUAGUUUUCACAUUACCUACCUACACUACUGAGUGUUAAUAUUUUAUGUGUGUUUAUAAUUAGUUAAUUAGAGUGCCAAUAUUAUGAACAUACUAUAGCAUACACAUUGGUUACAGCAGUGAACAGUAUAUUUUCUAUUAUAAGUUUAUAAAUAAUCAAUAUUAUAAAUAGGUG